AUGCAUCUCUUAGUAACCUUUUUAUUGAUAUCGGUUCCUGGGACAUUGAGCAGCAACCAGCCACGUCAGAUCUUUCAAGUCCUGGAGGAACAGCCCCUAGAGACCUAUGUAGGUACCAUAAGCACCAAACCAGGAUUCACUUACCGGCUGAGUGAAUCCCAUGCCCUUUUUAGAAUUAAUUCAUCUUCUGGAUCAAUCUACACCACCUCUGUCAUAGAUAGGGAAAGUCUUGCCAGUGAUGUCAUCAACUUGGUGGUCCUGUCCAGUCAGCCAACAUACCCAACUGAAGUUCGCAUAACAGUCCUGGACAUCAAUGACAAUUCUCCUGUGUUUCCUGAACCGUCCAUUGUGGUGUCAUUUAAAGAGGACACGCAAGGAGGAAGGCAGGUUAUCUUAGACACAGCCACAGAUGCAGAUGCUGGUACUAAUGGGGUAGAUCAUCGAUCUUAUCGUAUUGUGUCAGGGAACCAGGAUGGUCGCUUCAAAUUAGGCAUUACAGUCAACCCUAGUGGAGAUGGUGCCUUCCUCCAUUUAAUGUCCCAGGGGCCACUAGAUAGAGAGACAACUCCAUGUUAUUAUUUGAUUGUAGAAGUGGAAGACAAAGGGUCACCCAAAAGUGUGGGCCACUUACGAGUAAAUGUUACUGUGCAAGAUAUCAAUGACAACCCACCUGUAUUUAGCAUUUCUCAGUAUCAGGCUAAGAUUGAAGAAGAUGCCCCUGUAGGCUCAAGUGUUCUGAAAGUAGAGGCUACCGACAGGGAUGAGGGAGAUAAUGCUGCUAUUAUGUAUCAAUUAGCAGAAGGGACUCCUUUUCAGAUUGAUCCAGAAAGUGGGCUUGUUACUAUCAGGGAGCCAUUGGAUUAUGAAAGUCGACGGCAGUAUACCCUUAGCAUUGAGGCCAGGGACUUGGGAACACCACCACUUACUGGCCGUGCAGAGGCUGUUGUUCGCUUGAUCGAUGUUAAUGAUAAUGACCCAGUAGUAAAAUUUCGUUUUUUACCUGCUUCAUCUCGCUAUGCCUCAGUGGAUGAGAAUGCCCAGGUUGGCACAGUGGUGGCGUUACUUACUGUCACUGACUCAGACUCCCCUGCCGCCAAUGGUAAUGUUACAGUUGCUAUCCUGGGUGGCAAUGAGCAGCGCCACUUUGAGGUACAAACGUCCAAGGUGCCCAACCUUAGUCUUAUCAAAGUGGCUAGUGCGCUGGAUCGUGAGCGCAUUCCUUCCUAUAAUUUGACUGUUAGUGUAUCAGAUCAGGGCCACCCUAGGCCAAGAUCCUCAGUGGCUAACCUUUUGAUUUAUGUAAAUGAUAUCAAUGACCACCCACCAGUCUUCCAAGAGCCUCAGAGCAAAGUGGAGAUAAGUGAGGACCUCCCACCUGGAUCCUACAUCUGUGGAGUUUCAGCUACCGAUGGGGAUACAGGCUUAAAUGCCAACCUCCGUUACGCUAUUGUAUCUGGAAAUAAAUUGGGAUGGUUCUCUAUUAGUGAACACAGUGGUUUGGUAACCAGUACCUCAACGUUAGACCGUGAAACAGCAGCUCAAUUGCUUCUCAAUAUCAGUGCAAGAGAUCAAGGGCCACAACCCAAAACUAGUUUUGCUACUCUUCUUGUUAGUCUUUUGGAUGUAAAUGACCAGAGGCCUACUUUCACCGGUCUCCAAGCUAGUGAUCAGCACUGGCUGGCCUUACCAGAAAACUCUCCCACUGGCACUGAACUGAUAACUUUAAAGGCUACAGAUGGUGAUCUUGGGAGCAAUGGCACCAUACGAUAUUAUUUUGAUUCGGAGAGCCCAAGCCAAUGUCAAGGAUUUUUCAGACUAGACCCUUUAUCUGGCCAACUUAGUACUCGAGCAGAGUUGGACAGGGAGCAGCAAGAGAAUUGCACCUUGGUGGUACUGGCUACUGACCUUGGAACCCCUCCACUGGCAUCCUCUGCCAAGAUCAAUGUUACCCUUUUGGAUGUUAAUGACAACAGUCCUGUGUUUUACCCGGUGCAGUACUUUGCCAACAUUCAAGAGAAUGAACCGCCUGCCAGUUUUGUUGUUUCUGUGACAGCAGCUGAUCCUGACAUGGGUGUAAAUGGCACGGUUAAAUACUCCAUCAGAGCAGGUGAUACCUCAAAGUUCCAGAUUAAUCCCGACACAGGAGCCAUUUCUACAAAAACUGCCCUAGACAGGGAAGAAAAAACAGCUUACCAAUUGAAAAUUGUAGCAACUGAUGGUGGAGGCCUACAAUCGCACAACCAUGCCAUAGUUACUAUCACUGUUUUGGAUACCCAAGACAAUCCACCAUUGUUUACCCAGGACACAUACAAUUUUGUUAUGUUUGAAAAUGUGGCAACAGGAUACAAUGUUGGGACUGUCACAGCAACUACUAUGGAUCUGAAUACUAAUAUAACUUACCUGAUAAUCACAGGGGACCAAAAAGGAGUGUUUACUAUCGACAAGACCACAGGACUAAUUAUGACUGCUGGUGUUAUAGACAGAGAAGACCAGAGUUUUUACCAUUUGAAAAUUGUAGCCAGUGGUGGGGCAGUGACUGGGGAAGCAAUUGUUAAUAUCACCGUGAAAGACUUGAAUGAUAACUCUCCCCACUUUCUACAUGCAGUAGAAAGUUUGAAUGUGGUAGAAAAUUGGAAAGCGGGUCACAUUAUAUUUCAGGCUAAAGCUGUGGAUCCAGAUGAAGGAGUAAAUGGCAAGGUUACUUAUAGCUUGAAACAGAACCCUCUAGGCUUGUUUCAUGUAGAUUCUAUUAGUGGUGCUGUGAGUAUAACUGGAGCCCUAGAUGUCAGUGCUGGGUCAUACCAAGUAGAGAUUCUAGCAUCAGACAUGGGGGUUCCACAGCUCACAUCCAGCUUUAUACUAACUGUUUCUGUGCACGAUGUCAAUGACAACCCUCCCAUCUUUGACCAGAUUUCAUAUGAAGUGACCCUCUUAGAGUCAGAGCCAGUUAACUCAAGAUUUUUUAAACUACAUGCUUCUGACAAAGAUUCUGGAGCAAAUGGGGAAAUCACCUAUCAUAUCAAAGAUGGAAAUGUGGGAGAGGCUUUUGGAAUAUUCCCAGAUGGGCAGCUGUAUGUAAAAAGUGAACUUGACCGAGAAGUUAAAGAUGUUUAUGUUUUGCUUGUAACAGCUUCUGAUAGAGCCGUUGAGCCUCUAAGUGCCACUGUAAAUGUCACAAUAUUACUUGAGGAUGUCAACGAUAACAAGCCACUGUUCAACAGCACUAAUUAUGUAUUCUAUUUUGAAGAGGAACAAAAAGGAGGCUCGUUUGUUGGUAAAGUCUUUGCCAUGGAUAGAGAUUUUGGUUCUAAUGGUAAUGUCAUGUAUUCUUUUGAGACUAUGCAACCUGACUUUGAAUUAAAUACAAUUACAGGUGACAUCACUAGUACUCAUCAGUUUGACAGGGAGGCUCUCAUGAGGCAAAGGGGAGCAGCAGCCUUUACACUUAAAGUGGCCUCUACUGAUUUAGGCUUACCCAAGCCUCUUAAAGACCAAGCUACUGUGCAGAUUUUUAUAAGGGACAUCAAUGACAAUGCUCCAAAAUUCUCCAAAGAUCUAUAUCAAGCCAGCAUAUCAGAACUAGCAACAAACAUGACCCAGGUGUUAAGGGUUUCUUCUUCUGAUAUAGAUGAGGGAAAUAAUGGUUUGAUUACUUAUUCUAUCAUGAAAGGGAAUGAAGAGAAUCGCUUUUCAAUUGACAGCAGCACAGGCCAGGUGACAUUGGUGGGGAAGUUGGACCAUGAAGCCACAGCCACCUAUUCUCUUAUCAUCCAAUCUGUGGACUCUGGGGCAAUCCCUUUAAGUUCAACAUGCACAUUAAGUAUUGAUGUACUCGAUGAGAAUGAUAACAUGCCUUCCUUUCCCAGGACAGCUCUAUUUGUGGAUGUUUUGGAAAAUAUGAGAGUUGGGGAACUGGUGGCCUCGGUUGCAGCCACAGACUCUGAUUCUGGCGAUAAUGCUGACAUUCAUUAUAGCAUUACAGGAACUAAUAACCAUGGGACUUUUAGCAUCAGUCCCAACACAGGGAGCAUCUUUUUGGCCAAAAAGCUGGACUUUGAAACACAGGCACUGUUUAAAUUAAAUAUCACAGCUAAGGAUAAUGGCAGACCACCUCGCUCAUCUACUAUGUCUGUUGUCAUACAGGUGAGAGAUUUUAAUGACAAUCCACCCAGCUUCCCUGAAGGAGACAUCUUCAAGUCAGUAGCAGAGAAUAUCCCUAUUGGUACAUCAAUUCUAGCUAUAAGUGCCACUGAUCCUGAUGCAGACAUUAAUGGUCAGUUAAGCUAUACUAUCAUCCAGCAAAAACCACGAGGUAACCAUUUUGUCAUUGAUGAGAUUCGUGGCACAAUUUAUACCAAUGCAGAAAUUGACCGUGAGUUUUCCAAUCUAUUUGAACUGACUGUCAGGGCCAGUGACCAGGCAGUGCCCGUGGAGACCAGGAAAUAUGCCCUAAAAAAUGUCACUAUUUUAGUGAACGAUCUAAAUGACAAUGUCCCUAUAUUUGUGUCUCAAAAUGCUUUUGCUGCAGAUCCUUCCCUGGUUAUAGGAUCCGUGCUCACUACAGUCACAGCUUAUGACCCAGAUGAGGGUCCUAAUGGGGAUAUAGAAUAUGAAAUUAUUAACGGGGACACCGAAACCUUUAUCGUGGAUCGUUAUAGUGGUGACCUAAGGGUAGCUUCUCCCAUGGUACCAUCCCAUCUCAUAUACAAUUUAAUUUUGGCUGCUACCGAUUUAGGAUCUGAGAGGAGAAGAACCACAGCGGAACUGACCAUUAUUCUUCAAGGAACUGAUGGACCAGUUUUUUCCCAGCCAAAGUAUAUAACAAUUUUAAAAGAGGGAGAGCCUGUCGGAACAAAUGUGAUAUCUAUUGAGGCAUCUAGUACUCGAGGCACAAAGACUGAAGUGGAAUACUUCAUUGUAUCAGUGAAGUGUGAAGGAAAAACUGUUGGACGUCUGUUCACUAUAGGACGCCUUACAGGUGACAUCCAGACUGCAGCAGUUCUGGACCGGGAACGUGGAGCACGUCUCUACCAGCUGGAUGUGUACGCCAUUGAGAAAGAAACCAGUUUUCCCAGAACCCAGAGGGCAGAGGUGGAGAUAACACUGCAGGAUAUAAAUGACAACCCACCAGUAUUCCCAACAGAUAUACUUGAUCUCACCAUAGAAGAGAAUAUUGGAGAUGGAUUUAAAAUAAUGCAGUUAACAGCUACAGAUGCUGAUGAGGGUGCUAAUGCCUUAGUAACAUACACUAUUAUCAGUGGUGCUGACGACAGUUUCCGCAUUGACCCAGAGUCUGGAGAUCUGAUUGCCACCAGGCGCCUAGACAGAGAGCGUCGUUCCAAGUAUUCCCUCCUGGUUAGGGCUGAUGAUGGCCUCCAAUCCUCAGAUAUGAGAAUAAAUAUUACAAUAAGUGAUGUCAACGAUCACAUACCCAAGUUCACCAGAUCUGUUUACUCAUUUGAUGUGACAGAAGACACUAUGCCAGGCUCUAUUGUAGCUGCAAUCCUGGCCACAGAUGAUGACUCUGGAAUUAACGGAGAGAUCACAUAUACUGUUAAUGAUGACGAUGAAGAUGGCAUGUUCUUCCUGAACCCUGUAACUGGAGUUUUUAAUGUCACCCGUGCACUAGAUUACGAAAUACAGCAGUAUUAUAUACUAACAGUGUGUGCUGCAGAUGGAGGAGGUCAGUCCUCAUGUGUCAGGGUCUAUUUCAACAUUCUGGAUAUCAAUGACAACCCUCCUAUCUUCAGUAUGAGCUCCUACAGCACUUCUGUAAUGGAGAAUUUGCCAUAUGGAUCAACAAUUCUUAUAUUCAAUGUGACCGAUGCAGAUGAAGGGUUGAAUUCAAAACUCUCCUACAGCAUAUCUUCUGGAGAUAGCAUGGGUCAGUUUCAGAUUAACAAAGAUGGAGCCUUAAAGCUAAUAAAGUCAUUGGACAGGGAAAGCCAGUCAUUCUAUAAUCUUGUGGUUCAAGUUCAUGAUAUGGCACCUCCACCAGCAUCUAGAUACACAAGUUCAGUGGAAGUAUCAAUAAUUUUACUAGAUGUCAAUGACAACCCACCAAGUUUCAUCUCUCCAAAACUGACUUAUAUCCAAGAGAACACUCCUACAGACACUAUUGUUUUUCGGGCACAAGCCACAGAUCCUGACAGUGGACCAAAUUGUUAUAUUCAGUAUUCAUUACUUAGUUCACUGGGAAAUAAAUUUAGCAUUGGGAAUAUUGAUGGAGAGGUGCAUCUGACAGGUGAGCUGGAUCGAGAAGAUGUUUCCAACUAUACCUUAACAAUCAUUGCUACCGAUAAAGGGGAACCACCAGUUUCCUCAUCUGUGGAUGUCACAGUUAUGGUGCUUGAUGUCAAUGACAACAACCCUCGCUUCUCACAAAGUGCUUUUAAAGUUGAAAUAAGUGAAGAUACCCUAACUGGAACAGAUCUUAUCCAGGUGGUGGCAUCAGAUGCAGAUGAAGGAUUAAAUGGAAUGGUUCGUUACAGUAUCAUAGAAGGAAAUCCAAACAAUGACUUUAGGAUUGAUUCAGUUACUGGAGUAAUCUCAAUAGCUAAACCUUUGGACCGUGAAAAGAGGUCUUCAUACUCGUUGGUUGUCCAGUCGUCAGAUCGUGGAAGCAAUUCACGGACAGACACAGCAACCGUUAGCAUUAUUCUAACUGAUGUUAACGAUGUGGUUCCUAAAUUUGAAUUAUCCCCCUAUUCAGUUAAUGUUCCUGAAAAUUUGGAGACCUUGCCAAAAGUUAUUCUUCAGGUUGUAGCUAGAGAUGACGAUCAAGGGCUAAAUGGAAAAUUGACAUAUGCACUAGCUUCUGGCAAUGAUGAUCGGGCCUUCAGACUAUCAGCAAAUGGACAGCUUAGCAUAGUAAAAAGUCUGGACCGAGAAGUGAAAGAGCAGUAUAUAUUACUGAUCACAGCAGCAGAUUCAGGGUCUCCAGCUCUUACAGGAACUGGUACUAUUACCAUAAAUGUAGAUGAUGUAAAUGACAAUAAACCAGCAUUUGCCUUAAAUCAGCAUUUUAUAAGUAUCUCGGAAGAUGCACCUACUGGAACAGAUAUAUUACUGCUUAAUUGCUCAGAUCCUGAUGCUGGCCUGAAUGGUGUUGUUCGAUACAGCCUGGUUGGUGGGAAUUCUCAGUUCACAAUUAACCCCUCUACCGGACAGAUAAUAAGCAGUUCGUUGUUAGAUAGGGAGAUGAAGGACAACUAUACGCUGCUCAUUAUGGCUACUGAUGGAGGAUCACCAAGCUUAUCAAGUUCAACAAGCGUGACAGUUAGCAUUCUUGAUGUAAAUGACAACCCGCCAAGAUUUUUACAUCACCCAUACGUCACCCAUAUUCCAUCACCAGCAUCUGCAGACUCAUUUGUGUUUGCUGUGACAGUUACUGAUGAAGAUAUUGGAUCCAAUUCAGAGCUUCACUUUUCUUUGAAAGGUCGACAUGCAGACAAAUUUCACAUAGACCCUCUGCGUGGUGCUAUAAGAACAGCAGAGCCACUCGAGGGGGCUUCCGAGAUCACAUUUUCUGUUCAAGUUAAAGACAGUGGAGUUAAUUCAAAGUCAGAUUCUACCACAGUGACCGUAAGGUUUGCUAACAAAGCUGACUUCCCACAAAUAAGAGCAGAUCAAAAGGUCUUUGCAUUUCCUGAGAAUCAAGAAGUAGGAACAUUGGUAACCACCAUUUUUGGAUCAUCAACAAGGGAUGGAACAUUAUCUUUUUAUAUCUCCAGUGGUAAUUUUGGCAAUACAUUUCAUAUUGAUGAACUAAAUGGGCAGCUUUACAUCAAGAACCCAUUAGAUUAUGAAACUAUAUCAAAAUACGUUCUGUGGAUUGAAGCCAGAGACAUGGGUUUUCCUCCAUUCUCCUCCUACCAAAAGAUAGAAAUAAAUGUUUUAGAUAUCAACGACAAUAUGCCACAAUUCAAACAAGACCCAUUUGUAGCAGAAAUUAUAGAGAACCUUUCUCCACGCAAAAUACUUACAGUUACUGCAAAGGAUGAGGACAGUGGAUCAAAUGGCCAAGUGGACUAUGUUAUAGUUGAUGGGAACAGAGAUAAUUUAUUUAGUAUAAAUAGAGUCAGUGGGGAGAUUAGAAGCACAAGGAUGUUGGAUCGUGAAAAAGUUUCCCAACAUAUUUUAACCAUCAGAGCAUCUGACAAAGGGAAUCCUCCGCAGAGCUCAGUAGUGAAAGUUGUCAUCAACGUUUUAGAUGACAAUGAUAAUGCUCCACGAUUUUCUCAGAUCUUUAGCGCUUCUGUUCCAGAGAAUGCAGCUUUGGGCUAUGUGGUUACCCAGGUUACAACCUCAGAUGAAGACUCUGGUGCAAAUGCAGUCAGCAGAUAUACAAUCGCAGAUACUAGUCUGCCUUUCCAUAUUAACCCUAGUACCGGUGUGAUUACAGUAAGCAGACCAAUAAACAGGGAAGAUAACGAUCGCUAUAUUGUUAGAGUUUCUGCUCAUGAUUCAGGAUGGACUGUAAGCACAGAUGUGACCAUAUUUGUGACCGAUGUCAAUGACAAUGCUCCACGAUUUAGUAAGCCAUCAUAUUACUUAAACUUUCCGGAAACCACUGAGCCUGGAACCAAGAUUACCCAGGUUUUGGCAUCUGACCCAGAUGAAGGUCUUAACGGUCAAGUAUAUUUUUUUAUUAAAUCUCAGUCUGAGUUUUUCCGGAUUAAUGCAACUACUGGAGACAUUUUCAAUAAGCAACACCUAAAGUAUCAGAACCCCAGCACCUCUGGUAACAUUAAUAUCAACAGGCACAGUUUUAUAGUCAGUGCUUCUGAUCGAGGUAGCCCUCCUCUUAUGAGUGAAACAACUAUAUCAAUAAACAUUGUUGACAGCAAUGACAAUCCUCCUAGAUUUUUUCAGAGUAAAUACUUUAGUCCUGUUGCCAAAAAUGCAAAAAUCGGUACAAAAUUAAUUAAGGUUACAGCCACUGAUGAAAUAGAUUUUGGACUCAAUUCUCAAGUGGAAUAUUCAGCUGAAAACCUUGGUGGAAAGUUUCAUAUCAAUAAAGAAUCUGGCUGGAUUAGUGUGGCAGCCUCUUUAAUGAUGGACUUAAAUAAAAACUUUUUGAUUAAAGUUACAGCAAAGGACAAAGGCAGUCCUCCACUUUCCUCCCAAGUAAUAGUUAACAUUACUGUGACUGAGGAAAACUAUCAUACACCAGAAUUCUCACAAAGCCACAUAAGCAUUACUGUCCUGGAAAGUUUUACAGUUGGAGCAGUUAUCAGGGCUGUGUCAGCAAGGGACAGGGAUACAUCUAUGAAUGGAGUGAUCACAUAUAACAUAACAGCAGGAAAUGAAUUUGGUCUCUUUGCUAUAAACACGUCCACAGGUGCAUUAUCUUUGUCCAGAAACCUGGACUAUGAAGUAUGCCAAAAACAUGACUUAACCAUAAGUGCUGUUGAUGGAGGAUGGGUCGCUAAAGCAGGUUACUGUGUUGUAACAGUGCAUGUUAAAGAUGUGAAUGACAAUCCUCCUGUUUUUCAAGCAGAUGAAUACUUGCCCAGUGUCACAGAAAAUGCACCUAGUGGAACUAUGGUUAUGCGUUUGAAUGCAACUGAUGCAGACUCUGCCCCUAAUGCAGUAAUAGCAUAUUCAAUUCAGUCAUCAGACAGUGACCUUUUUGUGAUUGAUCCAAACACUGGUGUGAUAACCACUCAAGGAUUUCUUGAUUAUGAAACAAAACAGAGUUACCACUUGACCAUUAAAGCUUUCAAUGUUCCUGAUGAAGAGCGCUGCAGUUUUGUGACAGUGAGUGUUCAACUAGAAGGCACAAAUGAAUAUGUACCUCGAUUUGUUUCAAAAAUGUAUUAUUUUGAGGUUUCUGAAGCUGCCCCUCAAGGAACUGUAGUUGGGGAAGUGUUUGCUAGUGACCGCGAUCUAGGCAUUGAUGGAGAAGUUCAUUACUUAAUCUUUGGCAGUAGCAGGAAAAAGGGAUUCCGGAUAGAAAAUAAGACAGGAAAAUUGUAUGUAUCUGGCCUUCUGGACAGAGAGAAAGAGGAACGGAUUUCAUUAAAAGUCCUGGCUAAAAAUAUUGGCAGCAUUCGUGGAGCUGAUAUUGAUGAAGUCAAUGUGAAUAUCACUGUGCUUGAUGCUAAUGAUCCCCCUGUCUUCAGCUUGAAAUUGUAUAAUGUACAAAUUAGCGAAGGUGUACCUCCAGGAACACAUGUCACAUUUGUAAGUGCCUAUGACUCUGAUUCAGUUCCUAGCUGGAACAGGUUUUCCUACUUUAUUGGCUCUGGGAAUGACAAGGGUUCAUUUUCAAUUAACCCUCAAACUGGCCAGGUUACAGUUACUACUGAACUAGAUCGGGAAAUCACACCUAUCUAUAAUCUUACUGUGCUAGCCAUUGAUUCUGGAACACCCUCUGCAACAGGAAGUGCAACUUUAUUAGUAUCUUUGGAAGACAUUAAUGACAAUGGACCAACUUUAAUCAACACUCAAGGAGAAGUUAAAGAAAACCAUAGAUCGGGAACUCAUGUUAUGACACUACAGUCCACAGACUUGGACCUUCCUCCAAAUCAAGGUCCAUUUAAUUAUUAUCUACUGAGUACUGGCCCAGCAACUAGUUAUUUCAGUCUUAGCCCUGGGGGAGUCCUUACUACAACCAGAGAAAUUGACAGGGAACAAAUCAAUGAGUUUUUCCUAUCUAUUGUCACAAGAGAUUCUGGUUUUCCACAAAUGUCUUCCACAGGUACCGUGCAUGUUAAAGUAAUUGAUCAGAAUGACAACCCAUCUGAAUCAAGGACGGUUGAGAUAUUUGUUCAUUAUUAUGGAAACCUCUUUCCUGGUGGCAGUUUAGGUAGCGUCAAACCUCAAGACCCAGAUGUUCUAGAUAGUUUCCAGUGUGCACUAACAUCAGGCAUUACAAGUCUCUUUAAUAUCCCUGCAGACAGUUGUGACCUCCACUCACAGUCAAGAUCUACUGAUGGAACAUUUGACCUUUUAGUUCACAGCAGUGAUGGCUUACACAGUGCAGUCACAAACAAUGUCCGAAUUUUCUUUACUGGAUUUAGUAAUGCCACAAUUGACAACAGUAUUCUGCUACGUAUAAACAUUCCAACUGUUAAAGACUUUUUAACCAAUAAUUAUUUGCACUUCUUGCGCAUAGCUAGCUCUCAGCUUACUGGGCUAGGAACUGCAGUACAAAUCUAUGGAGUAUUUGAAAAAAAUAACAAAACAUAUGUCAUGACAGCUGUGAAAAGAAGUAACAAUCAUUAUGUUAACCCAAGUGGAGUAGGUACUUUUUUUGAGAGCAUAAAAGAAGUGUUAUUGCGACAAAGUGGUGUAUGGAUCGAAUCAGUAGAUCAUGAUUCUUGUGCACACAAUCCUUGUCACAAUGGAGGCAGCUGCAUGAGAAGACUUGCAGUGAGUCCAACAAUACAAGUGCUCGAAAGUAUUCCUGUAAGUUUAGUAGCCAAUGAGCCUUUACAAACCUUCAUAUGCAAAUGCAUGCCUGGGUAUGAGGGAAACCUAUGUGAAACUGACAUUGAUGAGUGUCUGCCUCUCCCAUGUCAUAAUGGUGGGACUUGCCACAACCUAGUUGGAGGAUUUACCUGCAGAUGUCCAGAUGGCUUUGCCGGAAUAGCUUGUGAGAGAGAUAUCAAUGAGUGCCUUUCUAGUCCAUGCAAAAAUAGUGGCAUUUGCCAGAACUUUCCAGGAGGCUUUAACUGUGUCUGCAAAACUGGUUCCACAGGUAAACUGUGUGAAUCUGCUAUAAAUUAUUGUGAAUGCAACCCUUGCUUUAAUGGGGGGUCCUGCCAAAGUGGAGUAGAUGGAUAUUAUUGUCAUUGUCCUUUUGGUGUCUUUGGAAAACAUUGUGAAUUAAAUAGUUAUGGAUUUGAGGAGCUUUCCUACAUGGAGUUUCCCAGUCUGGACCCCAACAAUAAUUAUAUUUAUAUAAAGUUUUCUACCAUUAAACCCAAUGCAUUACUGCUGUACAGUUAUGAUAACCAGACGGGCGAAACAGCAGAAUUUCUUGCUUUGGAGAUUGUAGAAGAGAGGAUGAGGUUUUCGUAUAACUUGGGAAGUGGAACAUACAAGCUAACCACAAUGAAGAAAGUCUCAGAUGGACAUUUUCAUACAGUGAUUGCACGCAGAGCUGGAAAGGCGGCGUCACUGACAGUUGACACUUGCUCCGAGGACCAGGAACCGGGAUUUUGUACCGUCAGUACCACGGCUGUUUCCAGUGACUGGACUCUGGAUGUUCAGCCAAACAGAAUAACAGUAGGAGGUAUCAGAUCCCUGGAACCAAUACUACAAAGGAAAGGACAAGUACAAAGCCAUGACUUUGUAGGUUGUAUAAUGGAAUUUGCAGUGAAUGGGCGUCCUCUAGAACCCAGCCAAGCUUUGUCAGCACAAGGAAUUCUAGAUAGGUGUCCAAGAUUAGAAGGAGCCUGUACUACGAGUUCUUGCCAAAAUGGAGGAACCUGUGUCGAUAAUUGGUUCUGGCAACAGUGUAACUGUAAAGAUGGCUUUACUGGAAAGUACUGUGAAAAGUAUAUGACUGCAGACACCGCCCUAUCACUCGAAGGCAGAGGUUACCUUGAAUAUGCCAUCAGCCAAAACAAGAAACGUGAAUAUCUUUUACAGCAUCGUAGUGUGGAUACUGAAUCAACAUACCCCAAUCACCUAGAGAUAAAAUUCCGAACAAGAAGUGAAAAUGGGCUUUUACUUCAAAUUCACGAAAUCAGCAAUUACACAGCUGUAAAGUUAAAAAAUGGAAAACUCCAUUACACAUCAGAUGCUGGUAUUGCAGGAAAAGUAGAGCGAAAUAUCCCAGAGAUGUAUGUGGCUGAUGGUCGCUGGCAUACUCUUCUUAUGGAGAAAAAUGGAUCCACUACUAGUUUGUCAUUAGACCAUGCACACAGCCGAGAUGUUCAUCAUGCCACUCAAGAUUUCGGAGGUUUUAAUGUUCUUACAGUUCAGAUCGGAGGAAUACUACCUGGGCAGACAUCUCAAAGCACCCAGAAUGGUUUUGAUGGCUGCAUUGCUUACGUGAAGUAUAACCAUGAAAAUCUACCAUUCAGCGGCAAACAUGACAUGGUUCGCAUAUCUAAAUCAGAAUCAUCAGCUAAACUAGGAUGCAGAGGUCCUAACAUUUGUGCCAGUAACCCAUGCUGGGGGGACUUAAUGUGCAUUAAUCAGUGGCAUGCAUACACCUGUGUACCACCUGGAGACUGCUCCUCAAGCCCUUGCCAAAAUGGAGGAAGCUGUGAACCUCAUACCCAGUCAGGAUUUACUUGCAUUUGUCCUGAUACACAUACAGGAAAACUUUGUGAAACUGUUGUAGCUUGUCUUGGUGUCAUUUGCCCUCAGGGUAACAUAUGCAAAAGUGGAUUACAUGGGGGACACGUAUGUACUCUUGUCGCACAAACUGAGCAUCUGUCUCUACCGCUUUGGGCAGUUCCAGCAAUUGUUGGAAGCUGCGCUACAAUUCUUGCUCUGUUGGUCCUUAGUUUGAUUCUGUGUAAUCAGUGUAGAGCAAGGAAAAAUAAAGUGCCAAAAGAAGAGAAGAAACCCAAAGAAAAGAAGAAAAAGGGAAGCGAAAAUGUUGCUUUUGAUGAUCCUGACAAUAUUCCACCAUAUGGUGAUGACAUGACUAUUAGAAAGCAACCUGAAGGAAACCCUAAGCCAGAUAUAAUUGAAAGGGAAAAUCCAUACCUAAUAUAUGAUGAGACAGACUUACCACACAGCACAGAAAUAAUACCUAGUGCACCUUUGGCCAUGCCUGAAACAGAAAUAGAGCACUAUGACAUUGACAAUGCCAGCAGUAUUGCUCCUUCCGAUGCAGAUAUAAUUCAGCACUAUAAGCAGUUUCGAAGCCACACUCCUAAAUUCUCAAUUCAAAGGCAUAGUCCUCUUGGUUUUGCCAGACAAUCUCCACUACCUUUGGGAGCAAGCAGUUUAACCUAUCAACCAUCCUAUAGCCAGGGCCUUAGAACAGCAACACUUGGACAUUCAGGCUGUCCACCACCUAACCCCUUAUCUCGUCAUAGUCCUGCACCAUUUUCAAAAUCAUCAACAUUUUACCGAAGUAGCCCAGCACGGGAACUUCAUCUUUCAUCUUUGGAAAUGCAUAAUGAUGUUUGCCAGCCUGGUAUUUUUAAUUAUGCAACCCGACUUGGUAGAAGAAGCAAAAGUCCUCAGACCAUGGCGGGACAUGGCUCCAGACCAGGAAGUCGCCUUAAACAACCUAUAGGGCAGAUUCCUAUGGAGAGUGGACCCCCUGUUGGUCUUUCAAUAGAGGAGGUGGAGAGACUCAACACUCCAAGACCAAGAAACCCAAGCAUCUGUAGUGCAGAUCAUGGGAGAUCUUCAUCAGAGGAGGACUGCCAAAGGCCCCUAUCCAGAGUAAGGAAUCCAGCAGAUGGAAUUCCAGCUCCAGAAUCAUCAUCUGAUAGUGAUUCACAUGAGUCUUUUACAUGCUCAGAAAUGGAAUAUGACAGAGACAAACCUAUGGUGUACACAUCAAGAAUGCCAAAACUGACUCAAGUCAAUGAGUCAGAUGCAGAUGAUGAAGACAAUUAUGGUGCUAGAAUAAAGCCGCGGAGAUAUCAAGGCCGCAGAGGCGAAGGUGGGCCUUCCGGUGCCCAGUCACCAACAGCCACUCUACCGGCAGACAGUACAUUGCCCAUGAAGCUAAGUCAGCAAGCUGGUAAUUUCAACUGGGACAAUCUCUUGAACUGGGGUCCUGGUUUUGGACAUUAUGUAGAUGUUUUUAAGGAUCUGGCAUCACUUCCAGAGAAAGCAUCAGCAAAUGAAGAGGCAAGAGCAAACACCUCUAAGACAGUUUCCAAAGAUGGAGAAACAGAACAAUACGUUUAGACAUGAUAUAGCUGGAUUGUCAAGAUGCACAAAACUUAUGACAGUCAAACAUUAUAUGUUUGUUUACAAGUAAGCGUCUCCAUUUCAAGAACUGGCCAGUGGACAUUCUUUAUUUAAGACAACUUUAAAAUAAUAAUGUUUUUUGCUGCUGGAAAGGACAGAGAUGUAUUUAAAGCAAUUGUGUUCUGUACUGUAUUCCUUGCAUGUAUAACACUACACAGCCUGACUUCCAGCAUGCGCAAAGUUAAGUAGAAUCCUUCUUUAAUCUGGUUCGUUGUGAUCUUUUUCAGUGUUGUAACUGUAAUGUUAUGUUUCUCAAUUAUGUUUGUAAGCCAGAUGUAGUUUAUUAAUUUUGGAACAAUUUCUCUGCAGAAAUAGUGAUGUUUGAGAAAAAAAGAUGCUGCCUCUGGAAAA
Molecule: messenger RNA, 15252 nt
Organism: Nanorana parkeri
Lineage: Eukaryota; Metazoa; Chordata; Amphibia; Anura; Dicroglossidae
Gene: FAT4
Product: FAT atypical cadherin 4
Exons: 17
Coding region: 1-14838 (4945 amino acids)
Biological process (GO): homophilic cell-cell adhesion
Cellular component (GO): plasma membrane
Molecular function (GO): calcium ion binding
Source: RefSeq, a predicted model, not a curated record